GGUUUAGAUUUAGUUUUAUUAUAUAUAUGUUUUUUGGUCAGAUGUCAGCUUUAAAAAAACAAAAUCCGUUGUAGUAAAUUAGUUUCACACUAAUAGGAUCUCGCGGACAAUAUUAUCUCUGUCUUCGUGUCCGUUUUGCUCGCUUGAGUGGAGACAAAAGCGCGGCCUAUACGAGCUGCACGUGAAGGCAUCGCGAGUGUGUAGCUGAUCAGAUCAGAAGACGGGGAGAAAGGAAGUGGCGGCUGUCGCAAUAUCCCUGCCACGUCUCUGUAGCAACCGCAGCUGCAGCAGCAGCUGCAGCAGCUGUGUCGGCUGGCCGGGGCUCCGGGAUGGGCCGGUGCUGCUGGGUUCAUGUGUAGAGGGGAUGCGACUGAAGGGAGCAGCAGAGAAGCGGAAGGAGAGAGGAAACACGUAAAGCCACACUCCCUCACUGAAAGAGAGGGAGGGAGAGGGAGAGCCUGCCGGGGAGCAGCUCCAGGGAGAGGACCGCUGCUCUGCUCCGAGACUCCUUUCUGCCGCCGCCUCCUCCGCCGUUGGAGUGGGUUAUUGUUCCCGUCAGGAGAAUAGAGGCGUUGACGGACUCAUUUCUGAGGGGUUUUAUUAUUCGUUCACUGUUCGGACGGAGCGGGACACCCAUGCUCAGCUCAGGGAGAAUGGAGGAAUUCGUCACCGAAGAAGAAGAGCCGUGGUACGACCAGCAAGACCUGGAGCAGGAUCUCCACCUAGCAGCAGAGCUGGGGAAGACUUUACUGGAGAGGAACAAAGAGUUGGAGGACUCUUUGCAGCAGAUGUACAUCACUAAUGAGGAACAAGUGCAAGAGAUUGAGUACCUGACCAAGCAGCUGGAGGUCCUUCGGGACAUGAACGAGCAACACGCCAAAGUGUACGAGCAGCUGGACGGCACGGCCAGGGAACUGGAGCGCACCAACCACACGCUGGUCAGGGACAGCAGAGCCUCGCAGCAAAAGAUCGAGAGCUUGACGGGCACCAUUGAGACUCUGCAGAACCAGGUGGAGUCUCUGUCGGCGCAGGUGGAGCAGCUCCGCUCGAUGGAGCAGCUCCGAGUCAGGAGGGAGAAGAGGGAGCGACGCAAGACCAUCCACUCGUUCCCGUGCCUGCGGGAGCUCUGCACCGCGCCCAGGUACGAGGAUGAGUUUGUAGUGGGCCGGGCCGAGAGCUUCACGCUGGACGCCAAGAGUCAGCCGUGUGAGGAGGACAAUCGGCACCUGAGGGAGGCGGUGUCGGCGCUGAGAGCCGCCGUCCGGACUGAGAGGGGUCGGAGGGAGGGGGUGGAGAAGGAGUGCAACCUCCUGAUCGCAGAGUUCUCCCGGCUGCAGACGCGGGUGCAGGACGCUGAGAGCUGCCAGGCUCGCGUGCGGGAGCUGGAGGUGGAGCUGCAGGAGCUGCAGCAGCUCCGCCGCGCGCGGACUUUCCUCCUGAGCGGCGAGGACGACGGCGUCACCCUGACCCAGACCGUCCUCAGCAUCACCCCGGAAACCGACACGUUCCUGGAAGCGGAGGAGGGCAACGCGGGCGGCGGCGGCGUGCGGGAGGAGACUGAGGGCGGAGGCGGCGUCGGAGGCGAGCAGCUGCCGGAGUCCAGCCCCGUGAGGAAAAGCUGCAGCGACACGGCGCUCAACGCCAUCGUGGCGCGGGACGCGUCCGGCCAUAGGAGAGGCAGCUAUGCCCUCCACGCCAACAGCGUGAGGAAGAGGGGGAUGUCCAUCCUCAGGGAGGUGGACGAGCAGUACCACGCCCUGCUGGAGAAGUACGAGGAGCUGCUGGGGAAGUGCAGGCGGCACGAGGAGAGCCUGUGCCACGCCGGCGUCCAGACUUCCCGUCCCGUCUCCCGCGACCCGUCCAUGAAAGACUGCGCCAUGGGCCCCGUCCCGGCGCCUCCCCCGACGCCCACCCAGUCCCCCUCCACUCCCGAAGCCAUGGAGAGCAUCGGCAAGCAGGUGGAGGCGGUGGAUAGGCGGCUGGGGCAGAACACUCCGGAGUACAAGGCUCUUUUUAAGGAGAUCUUUUCGCGCAUCCAGAAGACCAAAAUGGACAUCAAAGCUACCAAAGCCGCCAAAACGAGCAAAUCGGGCAAAUCAGGCAAAUCAAGUAAACACUAAAGUCAACAUCGACUGUACUGAUGAAGAUUUUGGUGCUCUAUGUGAACAAGGGGCUCGCCUAGUGUACGCAAUCUUAUAGAGGGCCCUGCUACUACAACUAAAGUGUUAAUUUCUUCCAGAGCUAAGCUAAGCUAACCCCAGCAGAAAGUCAACCCAAUCUGAAGUGCAUGGCUCCCAACCUAGUGAGCCUUCCAGAAAAUGAAUAGAAUCUGUUACAUCUUAUUCUUCUCCAUUCUCUUAUUUAAUUGAAAUUACAGGGAGGAAAAAAAAGAUUUGUGGGAUAAUUUGACAGCCUUACUUACUCUACAAUAUUACAAAUAUAAUACCAUAGCUGGCAAAAUGUUUCAGUUUUGCACCCUAGAUUCAGGUUUAAAUCAAAUAAGACAAAUAAAGUUUCUUUUGGAGGGGUGGAAAGCAAAUGUAACAUUAACUGAAGCCAAAUCUGUUUACUACUAAACAAGCUUGACUCAUAUUUAUGUACUUCCUGUAAGAAGAGGUUGAUCUUACAGGAGGAUCAACCUGUAAGAUGCUUUGUAUGGUUUAGCCAUAUAAAGGCAAAACCAUACAGCGUUUCAACCAUAAUUGCAUUUUAUUGGGAUUUUAUGCAGUAGACCAAAACAAUGUUGUUUUUUAAUUGUGAAAAUGAUGAAGGUUUUCUUUCUAUAUUUUUUAAAGAUAAAACCUGACUGCUAAUCUGACGUCUGUUCGGAGAAUCAGCUUCAAGAUUCAGUUUUUGGUUUUUUUUAUUGUAAAUUGAAAAAUAUUUCCCUUUUUUUGUUUGUUUGUUGUUGUUGUUUUUUUUUUGUCCGCUUCCCAGUCAUAUGUCUUGCUCUUGAUUUGUCCUACAAAAUCCCAAUUAAAUGCAGCGACAUCUGCUGUGGUCGUGUUGACCUAAUGUGAAACAGGUCAAGGGGAGUGAAUACUUUUGCAAGCCGGGGCAUUUCAAACCACUGUGCUGCCUGCGUUUUGAGAUGGAGGCGCUCUCCAUAACAUGCUACGCUAAUUCUGUCAGCGCUGCUAAAAAUUUUUUUUUUAGCUACGUUUAGAUAAGGAUGUGAUUAGUCUUACUUGGUCCUGAGCUUUCUGCAGGUAAACCAAGUGGCUACAUUGAUCUGAAUAAAAGGGAAUCCAUUUUCCAAAGUGAACCGGACUUUUAGGUCACUUUUGGGCGAAAUCAUA
Gambusia affinis (western mosquitofish) is the source of this 3299-nucleotide messenger RNA. Its product is annotated as cerebellar degeneration-related protein 2-like. The transcript has 6 exons. Lineage: Eukaryota; Metazoa; Chordata; Actinopteri; Cyprinodontiformes; Poeciliidae. Bases 636 to 2120 code for a protein of 494 amino acids. The record is from RefSeq and is a predicted model, not a curated record.